AUGGAGCAGCCCUGCGCGGCGGCGUCCGGAGCCGGCGCCAGCGGAGGCGGCGAGGAACCCGGCGGGGGCCGGAGCAACAAGCGGAGCAUGGGAACCCGGGCCUCGAACGAAGAAGAAACGAAAAACAAACCCAAGCUGAACAUUCAAAUUAAAACUUUGGCAGAUGAUGUGCGUGACAGAAUUACAAGUUUUAGAAAAUCUACUGUCAAAAAAGAGAAGCCUCUUAUUCAGCAUCCUAUUGAUUCACAAGUUGCAAUGAGUGAGUUUCCAGCAGCUCAGCCAUUAUAUGAUGAAAGAUCUUUAAAUUUAUCAGAAAAAGAAGUACUGGAUCUUUUUGAAAAAAUGAUGGAGGAUAUGAACCUUAAUGAAGAACGGAAAGCUCCUUUACGAAACAAGGAUUUUACCACUAAGCGUGAGAUGGUUGGACAGUAUAUUUCUGCUACUUCAAAAUCGGGUGGACUGAAAGCGAGCAAACAUGAAUGCACUCUAUCUUCACAAGAAUAUGUUCAUGAAUUAAGAUCCGGUAUUUCAGAUGAAAAACUUCUUAAUUGCCUAGAAUCUUUGAGGGUUUCUUUAACCAGCAAUCCUGUUAGCUGGGUUAACAACUUUGGUCAUGAAGGUUUUGGACUCUUACUGGAUGUACUGGAACGACUUCUGGAUAAGAAACAGCAAGAAAAUAUUGACAAGAAGAAUCAGUAUAAGCUUAUUCAGUGCCUCAAAGCAUUUAUGAAUAAUAAGUUUGGAUUGCAGCGAAUCUUAGGAGAUGAGAGAAGUCUUUUGUUGUUGGCAAGAGCAAUUGAUCCCAAACAACCCAACAUGAUGACUGAAAUAGUAAAAAUACUUUCUGCUAUUUGCAUUGUUGGAGAAGAGAAUGUACUAGAAAAACUUUUAGGGGCUAUAACUACAGCAGCAGAAAGAAAUAAUAGAGAACGAUUUUCACCAAUUGUUGAAGGAUUAGAAAAUCAUGAAGCUUUGCAAUUACAGGUAGCUUGCAUGCAGUUUAUAAAUGCCCUGGUCACUUCUCCUUAUGAGCUAGAUUUUCGAAUACAUUUAAGGAAUGAAUUUCUCCGUUCUGGAUUAAAAGUGAUGCUACCAGGUCUAAAGGAAAAAGAAAAUGAUGAACUUGAUAUUCAGUUAAAGGUAUUUGAUGAGGACAAAGAGGAUGACCUAAAUGAAUUAUCCCACCGCCACAAUGAUAUCCGAGCAGAAAUGGAUGAUAUUAAUGAAGUAUACCACCUUCUGUACAAUAUGUUGAAGGACACUGCUGCUGAAAAUUACCUAUUAUCUAUUCUACAACAUUUUUUGCUCAUUAGAAAUGAUUAUUACAUUAGGCCACAAUAUUACAAAGUCAUUGAAGAAUGUGUUUCUCAGAUAGUGCUACACUGCAGUGGUAUGGAUCCAGAUUUCAAAUAUCGGCAAAGACUAGAUAUAGAUUUUACUCAUCUAAUAGAUUCUUUUGUGAACAAAGCAAAAGUUGAAGAAAGUGAACAAAAAGCAAUGGAAUUUUCAAAGAAGUUUGAUGAAGAGUUCACAGCUCGACAGGAAGCUCAAGCAGAACUUCAAAAGAAAGAAGAAAAAAUUAAAGAGCUUGAAACAGAAAUCCACCAACUUCGAACGCAGGGAUCUUCAAAUUCAUCAGGAAUUCCAGGCCCUCCACCACCACCUUCACUAUCCAGUAGUGGACCACCUCCACCACCACCUCCACCACCACCUCCACUUCCUGGAGGACCCCCGCCUCCUCCUCCACCUCCCUUACCUGGAAUGUGUGGUAUACCACCACCACCACCACCACCACCACCUUUGUUAGGGGGACCUCCUCCACCACCACCUGUACUUGGAGGAAUUCCUCCUCCCCCAGGAGUAACACUUGCCUUACCUUAUGGAAUGAAGCAGAAGAAAGUAUAUAAACCUGAGGUUUCCAUGAAGAGAAUCAAUUGGUCAAAGAUUGAACCCAAAGAUUUAUCUGAGAACUGUUUCUGGUUAAAAGCUAAGGAGGACAAGUUUGAAAAUGCUGAUCUCUUUGCAAAAUUAGCACUGAAUUUUGCCACGCAAAUAAAAGUGCAAAAGAAUCCAGACACUACAGAAGAAAAGAAGCCUAUGUCUGCAAAGAAGAGGGUAAAAGAAUUGAGAGUUUUAGAUGCCAAAACUGCCCAGAAUCUGUCUAUCUUCCUAGGAUCCUAUCGUAUGCCAUAUGAAGAUAUUAAAAACAUUAUUCUGGAGGUUAAUGAAUCCAUGCUGAGUGAGGCUUUAAUUCAGAACCUAGUAAAAUAUCUUCCAGAGCAGAGCAUACUUAAUGAAUUAGAACAGUUGAAAAAUGAGUAUAAUGACCUCUGUGAGCCUGAACAAUUUGGAAUUGUGAUGAGCUCUGUGAAAAUGUUAAAGUCUCGCCUUAAUAGCAUUCUUUUCAAGCUUAUGUUUGAAGAACAAGUAAACAACAUCAAGCCAAGCAUCAUAGCAGUAACUCUUGCCUGUGAAGAGCUGAAAAAAAGUGAAAGUUUUAACAAACUUUUAGAGUUAGUUCUUUUGGUAGGAAACUACAUGAACUCUGGCUCAAGAAAUGCCCAGUCCUUGGGUUUUAAGAUCAACUUCCUUUGUAAGAUUAGAGAUACUAAAUCAGCAGAUCAAAAAACGACGCUCUUGCAUUUUAUUGCUGAAAUUUGUGAAGAAAAAUAUCAUGAUAUUCUGAAGUUUCCUGAAGAACUUGAACAUGUAGAAAGUGCAAGUAAAGUUUCAGCACAAAUUCUAAAGAGUAACCUUGCAGCAAUGGAACAACAAAUUGUUAAUCUAGAACGUAAUCUGAAGAAAUUUCCAGAUGCAGAUAAUCAACAUGACAAGUUUGUGGAAAAGAUGACAAGCUUUGCGAAGAGUGCCAGAGAACAAUAUGAAAAACUACUCACCAUGUAUAACAACAUGAUAAAACUCUAUGAGAAUCUGGGAGAAUAUUUUAUUUUUAACCCCAAGACAGUGAGCAUAGAAGAGUUUUUUGGUGAUCUCAGCAACUUUCGAACUUUGUUUCUGGAAGCAGUGAAAGAAAACAACAAGAGGAAGGAAAUGGAGGAAAAAAGUAAGAGGGCAAAACUUGCUAAAGAAAAAGCUGAACAAGAAAAAUUGGAACGCCAGAAGAAAAAGAAACAGCUAAUUGAUAUGAAUAAAGAAGGUGAUGAGACUGGUGUUAUGGAUAAUCUUCUAGAAGCCCUACAAUCAGGUGCAGCAUUCCGAGAUCGCAGAAAGCGAAUUCCAAGGACCUCAGAUAACAGACGAGUACCACCAUUAGAAAGAUCACGCUCUCGUCACAAUGGAGCUGUCUCAUCUAAGUGAUUUGCUGAUGCCAAAGUAUAUGAAUAUAUUUAAGUAAAUAAAAUCGUACAGUUUAUGAAGAACAAAACAAGGAAUGGAGAGGAAAUAAGUGGAGUCUGCAAAUAUCAAGCUAAGCUGGAUGAAAUAGUGUGCAUUUCUCCUGUUAUUAUAAGACUUCCCACAAUUUUACGUGAACACAAUGACUAGAAUUAUAAAAUGUGUGUUUUGUUUUGUGUACAGACCUGUACUUUUGUUAUUUAGUGUGACCCAAUGAUAAUAGUGCAAAGAGUAAGAAAUGGAAGAGUUUAAAGGCUUUUGAAAAUAUUUACUGUCAGAAGUUUACAAUGUUACUUAAAUUUGCAACACCCCCUUACAAUAUAGAAAAAAAAAAGAGAAAAUUAAAUAGAUUCAAUUCUGCUUUUGGUAUCUGUUACAUAGAAAAAGAAAAGGUCAAUGAAAAUAUGCAUGUUUGUGCUCUGGAGAAAUGCUAAUAUUGCAUGCUCUGUAAGAGAAGCUAUUUUGGAAAAACUCAAAGAAGUACUGCUUCACCCGUCAAGUCAUUUAAAAUUUCAUCUGUAGUGAAAGUUUUGCUUUGGCGUAAAUUAAAUUUAUUAAUUUAGAGUUUCAGCAUGCUAUUUCAGGCACUUAUUGCUAAAAAAUAAAACCAAAGUUUAACAGAAUCCAGUUAGAAAUAAAGUGAUUUAAAUUUUAUUUUAAAAGGUGUUUUCUAAUCAUGCACAUAUAUCUACUUUAUACAAAUACUUUAUAUGGCUAUUUUUGGGAAAAGCAUUAUAUUUUAAUGUUUAUGCAUGGGAUUUACCUGAACAUUUAAUUACCUUUA
Messenger RNA from Suncus etruscus (white-toothed pygmy shrew), 4138 nucleotides. It is a transcript of the gene DIAPH2, whose product is annotated as diaphanous related formin 2. Gene Ontology annotation, biological process: actin cytoskeleton organization; actin filament polymerization. Gene Ontology annotation, cellular component: cytoplasm; actin filament. The coding region runs from base 1 to 3318 and encodes 1105 amino acids. Gene Ontology annotation, molecular function: actin binding; small GTPase binding; microtubule binding. NCBI's taxonomy places the organism in Eukaryota, Metazoa, Chordata, Mammalia, Eulipotyphla, Soricidae. The transcript has 27 exons. The record is from RefSeq and is a predicted model, not a curated record.